CCUUUCGCUGCGCCUUUUGACAUGGGCAGUAAAAAGGUGUUACGCAGUCACUGUGGUGCUUGUGCUUGUGCUUGCGCUUGGGGCUUGGGGCUUGUGUGUGAGUGAUUGAGUGAGCGGGCCAUCCGUACCGCAAAUCAACGAGGAAUUUUCGAAGCCCGUGAAGGCGACUGUGUCACGCCAGCAACCGUAUCGUAUCGAUCGGAGCUACGCCGGCCGGCCGGCCCGUGGUUGGCUGCCGCGACGACGGGCGACGACGAUGAUUAUUUUAACUAACUACGACGACGACGACGACGAGGAUGAUGAUGAUGAUGAUGAUAUGACAACGACGACGACGAGAGCAAGGCUGCAUUUUGCGAGGAUUCAGAUAUUUUCCGAGUUUCAUGAACCCCGUUGCACCUGUCAUCCUAUCCGUCGAGGCAGGCUCGCAGAAUCGAGAAUCCAGAAUCCAGAACCGCCUCGCCCGCAGCAGCAGCAGCAGCAGCAAUGCUCUUGUUUGCCCCCGUCGUCUGCACGAGGGCAGACAGCUCCAUCCGACGCGACUAGCUCCUCGUGGGUUUCUGGCUCACGGAGCAAUUACGUGACGCAGAACGCUCGAUUCCUUCCGCUACUUCCAUCGACAGAAAGCGCUCUAUCGAGCGGUGAUCGCCAUGCAUGCACUCGGCGGACUCGCGAGCUCUCCAUUGCGCUCACUGCCCUGGAUCGACGGAUGCAGCACUGCAACGCAAACGGUCUUUGCGUGGUCAGCUCGAGCACUCGGGAGCUCGUCCGUCCUCGUCGCAAACUGCAACGAUCCCAUGUCGUCCUCUCAUAGCGCUGGGGCAGAAGUUGCGCAACUUGGAACAUGGAAAACUUUGAUAGAAUUAUUAAUUUGGAUUAUUAUAUAUUUAUUUAAAUUUACAUAUUUUGAUUUAAAUAAUUAUUAUAUAUCAAAAAAUUGAAUGG
Molecule: messenger RNA, 942 nt
Organism: Marchantia polymorpha subsp. ruderalis
Lineage: Eukaryota; Viridiplantae; Streptophyta; Marchantiopsida; Marchantiales; Marchantiaceae
Source: the annotation of a GenBank genome assembly